This is a messenger RNA of Acinonyx jubatus (cheetah), 4216 nucleotides long. It is a transcript of the gene TREML2, whose product is annotated as triggering receptor expressed on myeloid cells like 2. The record is from RefSeq and is a predicted model, not a curated record. Lineage: Eukaryota; Metazoa; Chordata; Mammalia; Carnivora; Felidae. Gene Ontology annotation, biological process: T cell activation. Gene Ontology annotation, molecular function: signaling receptor activity. Bases 198 to 1199 code for a protein of 333 amino acids. Gene Ontology annotation, cellular component: cell surface. The transcript is spliced from 5 exons.
GCCCCACGAUCUGCGGAUCACAGUGGGUCCUACAACUUCCUCACUUCCCUAAAUGGGCAACUGCGCUUUCAGAACGCCAGGUCCUUCCCUGGCAGACCUAAGUGGCACGCCCUGCAGCGGCCUGGGGCCCUAACCCUGGAGCUGGGGGUGUCCCUGGCCCCCUAUUGGCCUGUGACUGUCCCCAACUGGAUGGAGCCAUGGCUCCCACAUUCCUGCUGCUGCUGCUGCUGCUACUGUGGCUCCAGGGCCCUGUCUCAGGUGUCCCUGCCGAGAACGUGUACACUAAAGUGCAGCACCUUGAAGGGGAGACUCUGUCUGUGCAGUGCUCCUACAAGAGCCGUAAAAACCACGUGGAGGGCAAGGUAUGGUGCAAAAUCAGGAGGAAGAAGUGCGAGCCUGGAUUCACCAGGGUCUGGACGCAGGGGCCACGCUACCUGCUGCAGGAUGACGCGAAGGCCAAGGUAGUCAAGAUCACCAUGGCGGCCCUCAGGCGCCAGGACUCGGGCCGGUACUGGUGCAUGCGCAACAGCUCGGGGACCCUGUACCCUCUGACGGGCUUCCUUCUGGAGGUGUCUCCAGCCUCCGCCAUCAAGAGAAGCACUCCUCUUCCACAGCUGGCCAGUAUCCUCCAGAGUGGAAUUGUCGUCACCAAGGGCCCAGCCCCCACCUCAGGCCCCGAUGCCCCUUUCACCACCAGUGUGACAGUGCUCACACCUGGUCUCUUCACCAUGACCAGACUCGUGCCCUCCGCUGCCUCAGGGUCCAUCAGACUGACCUCCAUGACAGGCUACAGCUUCACCAGCGCUGGCUCCUCUACCAUGGGGCCCGGGAGGACCAUGGGGUCCCAGACCGUGACUGUGCCCCCCAGCGAUGCCGGAGCUUCCUCUGCUGGCCUACUGUCUGUGUCUACCAGGGCUGGGCCCCCGCGUGCCAGAUCACCCACCACGGGAACGUGCCAUACCAGUGGGUCUCUCAUCAACAAAUUAUCCCCUGACAGGCACCAGGAUUCAUAUCCCAUUGUGCUCCUGGGGGUGCUGACCUUCCUCCCAGUGCCUGUGAUGUUGAUCGUGGUCUAUGGGUUCUGGAAGAAGAGACACAUGGGGAGCUACAGGGUGUGCGACAAUCCUGCUAGAGCCUGGAGGGACCCACUUGGAAGCCCGGAGCCUCCGUGGAAGCCUACUUGGUCCGAGGCCACUUAACUAUGGAGUAGGAAAGCUGUUCCUGGAGGGGCCCUAGGAGGCCAGGGGAGGAUUAAGAUGGGGACCUGUGUGAACUGGAGCCAGACCGAUGCUGGACUCAGGCCCCCCCCUUCCCCCCCGCAGAACCAGAGGCUGCUCUUGGCCCGCUCAGACCCCUUGGGCUGCCAAGAACCUGAGAACGCUCAGAAUGGAGGGCACCAGGACGAAAACCGCAGGGCAAGCCACCGAGGGGAUCCUGAGUCCCAGGCCCCCGCUGGGUGGCAGAGAAGCCUUGUAGAGAGCUCAGGAGCCCCUUGUAUGCAGCAGAGGGGAGCAGACGGGUGGGCCGCUGCUCUCUCCCCAUCCCGAACCCUGUGCCCUCAGCCGCCUUCUGCUCCCCUCAAGCUUCCCCACGUGCUUGGGGAGGAGAGAGUCUCAGAGGCAGCUGGUGUCUUAGGGGCCCCGCCCUGGAGGAGAAGAAGGAACAGUGACCAAGAGUUGGAGAUCCACAGGGGUUUGGCAGCAGGGGACCCCAGAGCGGCCUAAGCCCCCCACCCUUGGGGCCCCGCGCCCUCUGAUGGGCCUCUGGAUAUGCCCUGCCUUGACUGCAGUGCCUGUCCCUGAAGUCCUGGGAGCCAGCCAGCAGAGGCCACCAACCCACUGUGGCCUGUCACCCAUUGGCAGGCCCUCUAGUUGUGACCAGGCCGCCCAGAGCCCCUUGGCUGCAGGACCAGCCUGUCCCCGGACGGGGGCUGUACUCAGGGCUCUUCCCCUCGGUUCCCAGCUGCAGGCCUGAGCUCUCACAGAAGGCGGAGGGCCCUCCAAAGUCCACCGCAGGGGAGGCCAUGGCUCAGAAAAGGGUGGAUCGCCCACCCGCCCCCAAGGACUCAUUGUCCCCUGGGAAGAGAGGAGCCACGUGGGACCCAGCAAGGACAGCCUGGAGCUGAGCACAGCCUGGAGGAACGCCUGGGGCUGGAGGAGGGCAGGGAGUCUGGCCUCUGCUUCACUGGCCUCUGCUCAGACUUGGCCUCGCCUGCCGUGAAGGCUGGAGAGUAUGGGCUGGAUUCCUCCCCUGGAGCAGGGGCCCUACUAGUCUGGAGCAACUGGAAUAAGCACCUAGGGAUCAAUGUGGCAUUUCCACUCUCCCCCUGGAGCAGGGCCCUCCCAGGAGGGACAGCAGAUGUCAUUGUCAGGAGAGUGACAUGGCCAGGGCCUUGAUGGGUGGCUGGGGGGCCACCCCAGAAUGGAGGUGGGGAGACAGGAAGGGACAGAAGGGACAGAAGGUAAUCCUGGAGGACUGCAGGGAAGAGGCAUCUCUUUUCUGCGUCCAGAAGGGGGCACUAGAGGAGGGACUCAGAUUGAGGAACCCACAAGCCCGGUGUCAGGUCAUACACACACGCGCGCACUCAGAGUGAUCUCGGUCCUCUCUAUCAGGAGGGUGUGCCCACGACCUUGGUGUGCAACUAGGAGGGGGUUCAUUUCCCUGGGGAACACAGCUCCCCCAGAGCCCCACUCCAUUCAAGAUCCUGCAACAGCACACUUACAGCCCCGCCUGUGGGAGAGCCGCAGAGGGCUCAGGACGGGGACUGGGGGAUGCCCCCUGUCACUGUGUGACCCUGUGCAAGUAACUAACCCUAUCAGACCUCAUUGUCCUCUGUUGUGAAAGAGGACACUAACUCUACCUCCCAAGACUGCUUUCAAGGAUCAAGUAGAGUGACAGGAACCUCUUACCACCGAGUAAAUGCCUCCUGAUUGCUCGUCCCCAAGCUCUUCUCCAGCUCUAGCGUAUGCUUUGUCCACACUAAAGCCCUCUGGGCCCUAUUUCUCUGUUGUGCCCUAAAUUGAAAGGGGCUAGGGAGGGCAGAGGGACACACGGGCAGGCCUCAGGCGGUGGGUGCUGGACCUAGGCAGAGGCCUUCGGCUGUGCGCUGAUGUCAGGGUAGCUGUUAGGGGACCCCCCCCAUCCCUGUUUGCUGAGGAUGAGGGGCUCCCGGAAUUGGGUGAGCCUGUACCAGGUGCCCACCCUUGGAGCCUGCUCCCACGUGAACUCCCCAGGAAGGAUACAGGGUACUGGGAAAGGAAUACAGAGCCCCCGCCCCGGGUCUCCAGCCCUGUUGGGGCCUGGGUGGCCUCUUUGGACCUCCAGUGCUCUGGGACAUUUUCCUGAAAGCCCCAGCCUUUCAUUUUUCUCCUUGUCCUUACCCUUUUUCCCCUGGAGCUGCAGGAGGAUCCAGAUCCUCAGGAGAUCCUAGGCAGGGGGUGCAUGGGGGUGGGGGUGGGGGUGGGUAUCACACAGGCUGCUGCUGCUGUUGUUAGUGGCUAAGGCAACAAAGCUUCCUGAGCAAUCGACUGUGAUGACAGGACACGCCCGUGGAGGGCUUCCUGUCGUGACCAAGGGCCGGGACACGUAAAGAAAACCCAGCUCGGGGGGAUGUCUGCUCUGCGGAACAUAGAAGACACAUCUGUCACCGUGGGACACACGCGCUCCCACUGGAAGUCCAGCAAGCAAGCCUCAAGUUCACGGUCCUCCCAGGUGGCUGCAAAAGGUUUCUCAGUCUGCAUGAAACUGAGUCGGUGUACCGUCCUCCUUCAGGCUGAUGGACUUGUUACCCCAGGGCUGGGAAUAGGGAGAGCGGAAGGCCUCCUCUGCCCGCCCCUCCCCCCAGGGGGCUGCCUCAGCUGCAGAGAGAGGCCUCACCAAGGGCAGUCCCCCUCCCAGGGUGGCCCGUCACCCCUGACCGGCUGUCGCAGGCUCCAAAGCCCCGGCAUCUCCUUGCCACCCUGGAGAGCAUCCUGUCUUCAGAUCUUUGCAGGCCUGAGCUUCCUGUUGACCUGUCCUUCUCUUCCCUGCUUGGUCCCCGGGCAUGUUAGGCCUCCCGUGCUAACCUCCACCUCAGAAUCUGUGCCCCCACAAACCCGACCUGCCACACUGCAUUUUUACAAGGUGUCCUCCUUUCUUCGUUGUCUAUUAACUAUACACAGCCUGUGGUGAUUGUUAUUCCGUGGCUCUUCUAAUGACAAUUAUUCUUAAAAACGUG